Molecule: messenger RNA, 1243 nt
Organism: Botrytis cinerea B05.10
Lineage: Eukaryota; Fungi; Ascomycota; Leotiomycetes; Helotiales; Sclerotiniaceae
Exons: 2
Coding region: 93-839 (248 amino acids)
Molecular function (GO): oxidoreductase activity, acting on the CH-OH group of donors, NAD or NADP as acceptor
Source: RefSeq, a predicted model, not a curated record
GAUAUAAUAACUUAUCUUCUGUAGUCAUUUCAAUUCUAUAAUUUUUUAAUUUCAAAAUAUUUUCUUUACAACACCAGAUUUAACAAGAUACUAUGUCAAAGUCACUCGUUACUGGUGGGACAGGCUUCAUUGGCCUCCAUGUUGCCAAGAUACUUCUUGAGUGUGGUCAUACUGUUAAUGCCACUGUCCGCAGCCUUAAGAGCCCCAAAAAGCUGAAGGGUCUGUCAGAUUUGCAAAACAAGUAUCCCGAACAACUAUGUUUGUUCGAAGCCGAUCUUCUGACGGCUGGCUCUUUCAAGAACGCUAUGGCUGGCUGUGAUCUAGUAUACCAUAUAGCUUCGCCAUUUCUAGUCCCACAGCAAAUCAAGGAUGGGAUGAAAGACUGCGUCGAACCUGCUCCGCAAGGUACCAAGAACGUCCUUCACUCCGCCAACGAGACCCAAACUGUCAAACGUGUCGUUCUUACAUCAUCCAUUGCAGCAAUCUAUGGCGAUAGUGUAGAUUUAGUAAAGAUGGAAGACUCGACCCUUACUGAAGCUCACUGGAAUGUUACAAUCACUGCCACCGAUGAUCCAUACAGUUACUCGAAGAUGAUUGCCGAGCGCGAGACCUGGAAGCUGCAGGAAGCACAAAGCCGUUGGAACAUGGUCGUUAUAAACCCUGGACCGUCUCUAUCACCAGAGUCAGCGUCUGGAUCCUUAUUCAUGAUCGAGAAUAUGUACCGUGGUGAGAAUAAGAUGGGUGCGCCCGAGCUUCAUUACCCAUCGCGGAUUUACGAGAUGUUGCAGAGACACACGUUAAGGCGGGUGAGACCUUCAAUGCAAAAGGGAGAUAUAUAAUUGCUGGUGAACACAACUUGAGUAUCUUAGACAUGGCAAAUCUGGUUAGGCCGAUACAAAAACAGCCUAACUUACUUCCCAAGCCUAUGCUGUAUGCUGUCGGUCCUUUCAUGGGAAUCUCAUGGAAGUGGGUAUGCGCGAACAUUGGCAUUGGGUACAAGGUCAAUCACCAGAAAAGCGUCCAAGAGCUGGGCCUCGUAUAUCGUCCGGCAGAGAAGAUCGUUCGAGAUCAUUAUCGAUCUUGGCUUUCCACCCAAUCCGCAGAAUUCAAUUCAACCUGUCACAGGGUUGCAUUACACCUUGACCAGACAGAUCUAUCAAUCCAUAGUUACCACAUCUUUACUAGCAAGUUUCUCAUAUUAUUGUAUAUUAAAUAGUUUAUUUAUUUAUUUGUUGCCACUUCA